Messenger RNA from Tetranychus urticae (two-spotted spider mite), 3714 nucleotides. RefSeq names its product putative G protein-coupled receptor No9. Gene Ontology annotation, cellular component: plasma membrane. The record is from RefSeq and is a predicted model, not a curated record. Gene Ontology annotation, molecular function: G protein-coupled receptor activity. Gene Ontology annotation, biological process: G protein-coupled receptor signaling pathway. Lineage: Eukaryota; Metazoa; Arthropoda; Arachnida; Trombidiformes; Tetranychidae.
UGUUUAAUAAAAGUUAAUCAAGUAAUCACAAUAAACUAUGAGGAUGCGCGAAGACUACAUACAUUGGUUAUUUGGUAAACUUUGGGUUAAAGCAGAAGUUAGUUGAACAGUAAACCUUUUAUUACAAAGCUCUCCAUGUUUUUACGCUUUUUGUUAUUUACUUUGUGUUUUUUCGUUAACCAAAGGAUGAAACUAAUUUCAACCUUCAAUCAACUCUUAUUAAUGUCUACAAUUAAUUACAAUUAUAACAUCAUUUACUAAUUGGUGAGUACAAUUUUGUGUGAUUUAUCAUCAUUUUUAAUCAUUAAACCCAUCAACAACAACAACAACAAUAAGCGAAGAUUGAAAAGUACAGAAAACUCAACCCAAAUAAAAAGAGAUAAAAAAUUUGUCUUGUUUAAAUGUUUUCAAAAAAACCAGAUCAACUGUAAAAUUUGUGUUGAUAUUCAUGUUGAUAAAUCAAUUAAUUAACCUCUUCUUGUAAAUUGUAGUUAAGAUCAGUUAACCAGUAAAUUUUACACAUCUUUAAACCCAUCAACACCAACAAUAUAUCAGUGUUAAUUCAAUGUUUAUAAAUGUGCAUCUUCAAGUGUCUUCAAGUCAACCCAAUUGAAGUGAAUUAUAUAUUUUUUCCUGCAUUUUUGUUGUUAAACAUGCCAAUUUAGCAUUUCCUUUCAACACUCAAACAAAACAAUUAAAUCAUCAAAGGACCAUUUAGUUAUCUAAUCUCAACAGUUUCAUUCAACAUCCAACAAUCACAGUGAUUUUAAGUUAAACCUAUUAGUGAAAUUGCAACGGAUUAAGGAGACGAUUAACUCUUACCAAUUGUUACACCACUGAUUAGAGAGAUACCAAAAUCUUGACAAAACUGAGUUUCCCAAAUUAUGCAAAAACAAAGGAAUCUUUUGCCUGUUCCAGUUGUGGUGUAAUUAGUGGUUAAACAUCAUGGGCAUCAUCAACAACAGGAGGUGCAUCUGACGAAAAGGAUUAUCAUUGGAAUUAAAGGAGACAAAAGAUUCAAGUUUCGAUUUUUGAAAGCGUCCAAAAGCAAAGUUACUUUUUGCAACUCAUCAGUCAACGAAAAUGUUUCGAUUUCCGUCGAUUUCAUGUCCGUUUUGCUUAUACAUUUGGUAAAGGUUAACAAGAUGAACAUUUAUACUUGAUUGGAGAGAAAAAUUUCUGAAGAAUUUCAUUUUUUCUACUUUUCGAUUUGUUGGUUUGAUUUUUUUUCUGCUCCGUUGUUGAACUUUUUGAUAAUUGUUACUUGGGGCGCAAUUUUUUUACAUGAUUGAUUGUAAAAGCGAUUGAUAAGUGACGAUAUAAUUGCAGUCAUUGCCAGUAUCGAAUGGAAUCUGCUGGACUAUUUUUAGACGAUUAUCCAAACAAUUUCACUAGCGAUAAUGGAACCGUUUCUUUCAUCUCAUCCACCUUUGGAGUUACCUCUUCAGUUUCAUCUUCCUUGUCUUCUUCCCUUUCAUCUUCACUUUCAUCCGUCUCGCCAGUUUCAUCCACAGCCUCUGCCUCCAUUGACUCGACCCUUGCCAGCUCAACCUAUCCAAGUUCACUCGAUGCUCUUGGGUCCAACCUUGGAUCAACCCUUCAACCCGACACUCUAUUCACUCUGGUUGACUCUUCACUCGAUCAACCUCCUUGCAGUCCAGCUGAGCUACUUGAGCUAAAACUACGAAAUGAUCCUCUCAUGCUAUUAUCUGUGAUCUCAUUAGUGAUUAUUAAUCCCGUUAUUGCUGGUAAUACUGUUAUCGUUGCAGUUUCCAUUUCAUCUAAACUUCGUACCAUAACCAAUUUUUUCAUUGUUUCACUGGCCGUUGCCGAUCUUCUGCUCGGAUUAACUGUGGCUCCUUAUGCAUUAGCACUAACGGUUUUGGAUGUUUGGAUAUUUGGUGAAAUUUGGUGCCUUGGUUGGCUUGUGAUUGAUGUUUGGUUGUCAACAGCCUCAAUACUUAACCUUUGUGCAAUCAGUGUUGAUCGUUAUUUGGCAGUUACUCGACCUGUCCGCUAUCGAUCCAUAAUGACAUCUAAACGAGCUAAAAUGAUUAUCGCAUUUGUUUGGAUACUUUCCUUUAUUGUUUCAUUUCCACCUUUACUUGGUUGGAAUGACACUGGAUCCAUUAUAGCUCAAGGGCAACAUGAUAAUGAUUCGUCUAGUAUGAUGGUGGCCACAACUUAUGAUGGAUCAAAGUGCUUGUGGAAACCUAAUCAAUGUGUACUGUUUGACAACACUGGUUAUGUCACUUAUUCAGCAUUGGGAUCAUUUUAUAUUCCAAUGUCUUUUAUGAUGUUCUUUUAUUGGCGCAUUUACAUUGUCGCCUCACGAACAACACGUGCCUUGAAAAGAGGUUAUAAAACAACCAAAACGGGCGACUCCGAGACUGAUGGAUCAUCUGACAAACGGUUAACUCUUCGCAUGCACCGAGGCUACAUAUGUGAAGAUACAGGGUCCAAUGCAAGUUCAGAGACACCAUCCUUGAUGUCCUCACUGUCCACUGAUGUUCAUAACUGUCAUCAACUUCACCCAAUCCAUGGUCAUUCCCAUGCACACCAUCAUAAUGUUCACCAUUCACACCCUCAUUCUCAUGCUCAACACCAUCAUCACUACCAUUCAUCUAACCACGAGUACACAAACAAUCAUCAAGUAAAUUGUACAUCAUUCAUGAAAACUAGUCCUAAACUGGCCAAAUCUUUUUUCAGUCCAAGUAAGCUUCAAGGUUAUAAUAAUCGAGUUGAUGAUAAUAACAAUUCACCAAGUGAAAUGAGCAACAUUAGUAGCGUCAAUAACAAUAACAAUUUUAACGCUUUAAACGAUACAAACAAUAGUCAUAGUAAUAUUAGCGGCAACGCUGCCAAUUCUGGUUCAACCAACAUCAACUCUUGUGAAUCUCAUUUUGGUAAUAAUCUGGUUGUUCCUAAAUUCACUCCAGGUAAUGCCAAUGCAGGUAGUGGAAGUGGCAGUGGUGGAGGUAAAGGUCGUCGUAAAACACCCAUAACAGUCUAUAGAUCACCUCGGUUGCAGGUCAAUUCAAUAGCACUUGAAGGGUCUGGGUCAUGUUGUGAAGCUGAUGGUCAAAAGCGUCGAUCAACCUGUUCACUGGCUUCUUCUUGCAGUGGUUUAACUUCAUUAACUGGUGUUGAAAGUUCACCUAGUCAUACACGAGACUCUGGUCGAUCCAAUGCUUCCAAAUCGGUUCGCUUCAGUCGAAGGGCCAACACGGGUAAAUGGCAAACUCGAAGGUUACUCGCUGAAACGAAAGCUGCCAAAACGGUUGGAAUAAUUGUUGGUGGAUUCAUCAUUUGUUGGUUUCCCUUUUUCACCAUCUACUUGAUUCGUGGCUAUUGUCGUGAUCAAAAUUGUGUCCCCAAAUUGUUGCUCACCAUAUUUACUUGGUUGGGUUACACAAAUUCAGCUGUCAAUCCCAUAAUUUAUGGACUUUUUAGUCGUGACUUUCGUCGAGCUUUUAAGAAUAUCAUUUGCAAGUGUAAAUAUUCAGAGGAAACUGGUGUCACUUCACUUAUCCGUCAAAUUCAUUUGCCCAAUCUGUUUGAAGAAGAUAAUCAUGAUGAUUGUAUGAAAACUGAUUCCCAAGAAGAUGUCCAUUAAGAGAAAUCUGUUAAUUGAUACAAUUAAUGUUGAUAAUAAAAUUCUUUUUAACUUAUCAUUUAAACAAAAAAUCUUAUAAUUUCAUUAAAAUGCAUUUA